AUGAAUUUUUUAGUAAAUCGUCUUGAACGUAAUAUUGGUAUAGAUUUGAAUGGUGACGGAUACGUUGGAGGACAAGGCUUUCUGAGUCGAUUAGAAAGAGCAACACAUAUUGACUUUAAUCGUGAUAAUAUCAUUGGUCGACCCCGUGAUGUUAUGUAUGGUUAUCCUGGAAUGUAUGGCUACGGCAUGCCUUAUGCAUAUAGUCCUCAUGGUUAUGGCUUUGGGUUAUAUAGUCACUACUAA
Molecule: messenger RNA, 243 nt
Organism: Rotaria sp. Silwood1
Lineage: Eukaryota; Metazoa; Rotifera; Eurotatoria; Philodinida; Philodinidae
Source: the annotation of a GenBank genome assembly